Messenger RNA from Bursaphelenchus xylophilus (pine wood nematode), 3147 nucleotides. The record is from the annotation of a GenBank genome assembly. NCBI's taxonomy places the organism in Eukaryota, Metazoa, Nematoda, Chromadorea, Rhabditida, Aphelenchoididae.
AUGAAAUUAAGUACAAAACGGCGUAGCGGUAUCUUUAUUGCCGGGAUACGAAGCAAAUGUAUGUGCAUUGUGCUCGGUGGGAAGGGCGGUCCUAACGGGCUUGUCGAUUCCCAAAAAAAAGCUGUAACCUUUUUGGGGCUAAUUGUAGAGUGAAAUCUACUCAUUAAAGGGCAGGAUCGUGGUUUAUCAGCUGUUACCUGCGCGCAUUAGCAUUUCAAAUGGAAUUUGAAAGUUUGUUGUAACACUUUAGAGCACAGGCUCUUACUACGUGCCCAAUUUCAACCUCUAUGCGAUCCAGCGAAGCAAUCUAAUCCUCUAAUUUUCAGCCAAAAUUCUGCUAAAGGCAAGAACCUGUGAUUUGCCGCUAGCGGCACGGCAUACCCAACGUUUCCAUCCCUACUCCAGCCCGUCUCAGCUGAGCCGUCUGUUGAUCCGCAUGCGCGACGUGAUGAUGAAUAGCUGGGAGCACACCGACUACCUGAAGAGUCAGAACUCCGUGUCCAGCAAUGAGGACAGUGGACCCUCAUCGGCGAGUGGUGUCGGCUCGUCCUCACCGUCGACUUCUUCCCAAAUCAGCGACAUCACAACCAUGACUACACUUCCGUUGCCCGCUCUUUCGAAUGAGUUGGUGGCUAUGGGAUUGCUGAAAGAUGACGAAAGCGAGGUCUCCUUCACCAGAAGUCGGUAUCCAGCCGGACCGCCGACCAGUUGCCCGAUUUGCGGAGAUUCCGCGGUUCACCGACAUUUCGGCGGAGUUGUUAGUUGCAAUGGCUGGUAAGCACUUUUAUUCAAGAACCUGUACAGCUGCUUUUGAAUAACAGAGUUCGAGGAAAUGUUAUAAUGAAACAAGUUUUGUAGUCAGUUCGUUGCCCAGGCCGGUAAAGCUCAAUUCAAACGCAUUAGUUACUCUUUACUUGAUAUCAAGAGGAUUUUAUCUUCCUUAAUUCUUGUGUUGCUAAUAUAAUAGAUCAUUGAGAAAUACGCAUAAACCGUAAACUGUUUCUUCCGUUUUUUGGCCUCAAAACACUUGGUCCAAGAGGAUUUACAUUCCAAAUUGGAUCCCAAAUACGUCGGCUCGAUGACCAAAAAUAACACAUUUUUAAUCACCUAUUGCCAACUUGUAAUCCUCUUGAAAUAAUGCCACGAUAUUGUGAGAUAAUUUCCGUCUUUUUUCAGUGCCGCCUUUUUCCGCCGAACCAUCGUCGAAUGCAAGAGCUACAAAUGUCGCAAGGGAAACAAAUGCGAGCUAAAAAAGGGUAAAGACUGUUUAUAAAAAAAUAAGCAACUAGCCUCCUCGUGCCUCAGCGAUUUAUCGCUCUCUCUAUCGCCAACUUAACCCUAAUUUUUUCAGUCAAAGGCUCGUCCAUCUGUAAAUAUUGUCGUUUCCAAAAAUGCCUCGAGAUCGGCAUGAUUAUGAAGGCCGUGGAGCCGAAACGGAUCGAACGCUGUGUCGAGAACUUGAAUGGAAUUCUCGGCCGACUCCUGCGUUGUCGACAAGCCGCCUUCACCGAUCGCUACAAGAGCACAAUCGAUGUUUACGGCGGAAUCAAGAGCUAUAAGCCGAUGGCGAAUAGGCAAAAGGACGGAAUAAGUGCUUUGAUGGCCUCUAAAGCCGAAUUCUCCGUGUUGAGAGCCUUCUUCAGGAACAGCGACUUUACCAGACACCUACCUCAAGGCUAUGAUGUAAGUUUUGAGCGCAAUCGGGGCUAGUUUUUAGAACUUUUGGGAUAAAAAAAUAUAUUUUACAACCAUGAAUACCAAACAAAUCACAUUCUUGACAAACAGAAUUUGAUUACUCACCAAAAUCAUAGCAGUUUCAUAUAUCCUAACGUUUUCAAAAAUUAACCAAAAAUUUUCUUAUUCAAAUUUCUUCCGUUUCAGUUGCUCCUUUCGCAGCGCCAACUCCUCACCUGGAUCACCUGCGAAGCCGUGUAUUCGAAUAUCAAACAUCGCGGUUUCCACAUCGGGCGCUGUUAUUAUGUGGACGAGUCUUAUAUGGUUGUUGACACAGCCACCGUCAAAAAGUAUUUAGACAGUUAUCCCGGCCUCACACACACCGAAGCCCUCAUACCGUAAGUUGAGCGAACAUUCGGCGAUCGUCAAACAUUCGGAACGUUUUUAGUGCGGCCAAAAUGACAUCAGUCUUAUUUACGAUAUUUCUUGAGAUACCAAAGUGUAAUAGCGAUUAUUUUCAGAUACACCCUGCGUUUCUAUUCUGCUAUUGCCAAAGUGUCUGAGGUGAUGUAUAAUGCCCAUGUGGAUGAGGAGGAAGUCACCGCAUUGAGCGCUAUCAUAAUGUUAAAAGAAAGUAAGCACAAUCUUAUACCGUACUAGGCCUAACAACAAAAAAAUCGAGAAAAAUCUAGGAUUUCCCUUUUUUCUUCCCGAUUUACAGCUACUAUUUACUUUAAGUCACAGACGUUAACUCUGAUCUUUCAGUUUCUACCCUGGUCGGUCGAAACAAAGACAUUGACGAUCGUUUGAAUCAAAUUUUCCGGGCCCUGAAGGACCAUUACGACAACAACUACCACGAUGUCGCGAUUCGCAUGGGGAAUUUGAUUGGAUUCGUCGAUGUUAUGAUGGUAUGUUUGUUUUGGGAUCAAAUUUCAAUGGGAUUACCGGGUUUCUGGCUAUGUGAGAAGGUUCUGGUUUAUCAAUUACACUUUGAACUAUAACCUAAUGUCCUCAAUGCUCUUAAAAACCUAGAAAAUGGUGUUUAUGAAACAGGGAGAGCAAGGGUUUUCUGACAUGAAUUGAAGAAUUUUGCACGUAAACAAUAAAAAUCGAGCUACUUAUCCACCUGAGAUCUAGUAUUAUAAAAUUUUUCAUAAAAGGUCGCAAAGCCGACAGGAAUAAGUUAAGGAUCCAAUCUUCAUAGCCUUCAGACCUAGUAUUGUCUAAAAUUUUGGGUACACUCACGAAAAAACUCACAUUUCGGCCUUUUUUGCCCAGUACAAUAUAAUUUUUCCCUCCGUAAUCUCCCGCACCCUCCAAAUCCUUCAUUUUCAGAGCGAAGUUGCCGAAUGUCGUGACGAUUUGAUCAUGAUGAUGCGUUUGAAUGACCAAUCACAACAAGAUCCGCCAAAAGAUUCGACCGGCUACCAUGAAUUCCUGUAUCGGCAGUCCAUUCGUUCGCAGUACCGUUAA